This is a messenger RNA of Bactrocera latifrons, 2033 nucleotides long. RefSeq names its product probable cytochrome P450 6g2. Gene Ontology annotation, molecular function: oxidoreductase activity, acting on paired donors, with incorporation or reduction of molecular oxygen; heme binding; iron ion binding. The transcript is spliced from 3 exons. The record is from RefSeq and is a predicted model, not a curated record. Gene Ontology annotation, biological process: response to DDT; insecticide catabolic process. Lineage: Eukaryota; Metazoa; Arthropoda; Insecta; Diptera; Tephritidae. The coding region runs from base 109 to 1716 and encodes 535 amino acids.
CAGUCGGUCAAAUACGCCAAUGCAGCGGGCAAAUAAUAAUUUUUAUACGAAAUUGUUGCGUAGAAAAAAUUUAUUGUAAAUACAUAGAAAAAAUCGGCGCGUUUCAAAAUGUUUGUAACAAAUGUGUUAACCGGUCUUGGCGGCGCGCUAAUCGGCAAUCUAACCGAGAUCCUGGCCACAUUGGCCUUCGUCUGCUUCGCGCUCUACAUUUGGUUACAAUAUCAAUACACAUAUUGGCGUCGUCACAGUAUACCUUAUAUUGAACCGUCUAUGUUUUUUGGCAAUCUCAAAGGUAUUAUCAAUUCCGAGGCUGAUCCUUGCACCUGGUUUCARCAUUUGUACAAUCAUGAGAAGGCCAAAAAUCUCGCAGCUGUCGGUAUCUAUAUAUUUAAUAAGCCUUCACUGCUGAUACGCGAUCUGGAGUUGAUCAAAAGCAUUUUGAUUAAGGAUUUUAAUUAUUUCUCAAAUCGUCAUUCAUCGUCGGAUCCACACUCCGAUUCGUURGGUUCGGAUAAUUUGUUCUUCGCUAAGAAUCCGCGUUGGAAGGAGAUACGCGUUAAGUUGACGCCAGUUUUUACCAGUGGCAAAAUGAAGCAAAUGUUUCCACUCAUUGAGGAGGUCGCUCGUGAAUACGACAGAUAUCUCUGCGCAUUGAAAAUGGAUGCGAAAACCAACUCUACAAUACUAGAAGUAAAGGAACCGAAUGCGCUCUACACAACCGAUGUGAUAGCGAUCACGGCCUAUGGCAUACAAGCAAAUAGUCUCAACGAUCCGAACGGCAUUUUCCGUAAAAGUGGCAAGAAAAUCUUCACAUUUACUUGGUUACGUUCCAUGGAGUUCAAAGCGUUCUUUUUCAUACCCAUAAUGGUUAAGCUUUUUGGCUUCAAAGUAUUUUCCAAGCAGGCCACAAUCUUUUUGCGCGACACAAUCAAUCAUGUGAUGGAGGAACGCAUCAAAAGGGGUAAUGUGCGCAACGAUCUAAUCGACAUUUUGGUUAAAUUCAAACAAGAGGCCGAAGAAGAACUGAAAGAAGGCAAGAAACCGUUCAUUUUGGAGAAAGACGCUUUGGCGGCGCAAGCGGCUAUUUUCUUUUCGGCUGGCUUCGAAACGUCAUCGUCCACAAUGUCAUUCGCUAUGUUCGAAAUGGCGCAAAAUCCGGAAGUGCAAAGACGUUUGCGUGAAGAACUACUCGAGGCAUACAAGAGUAAUGAUGGCAAAAUAACCUACGAGUUGAUUAUGGGUCUGAAGUAUAUGGAUAAUGUAGUGAAGGAGGUGUUACGCCAUUAUCCACCACUACCAUUCCUCGAUCGCGUAUGCACACCAAAAGCUGAUGAAAAAGGUUAUUCGCUGAACGCCUUUGGUUUGGACUUUACAGUACCGCACAAUAUGCCUGUCUAUAUACCGAGUCAAGCUUUACACAUGGAUCCAAAGUACUUCAAAGAUCCCGAAACGUUUAAUCCUGAUCGUUUUCUACCCGAAAACAAACACGAAAAUAAUAUGAAUGCCUAUAUGCCUUUCGGCAUCGGACCUCAUAACUGUAUUGGUGAGCGCUUCGCAAUGAUCCAAACAAAGCUGGGGCUACUCUACUUCUAUCGGAAUCAUUAUGUAACGCCCUGUGAAAUCACACCGAGGAAACUGCAUUUGAAUCCUCGUGCCAUCAUAUUACAGUCCUCUGGUGGCAUAAAUUUGAAAGUCGUGCGUGAUCCAUUGUUUUAGAGAUGAAGUGGUUGAUGAGGCUGUUAAUAUAGCAUUAUAUACUAUACUUCACAUACUUCAAAGAAGAUACAUAUAGUAGAUGUUGUGUCUAACAUAUGUAGAGAUUAAGCUGUAGAAUAACGGUAUUUGAAGUAAGUAUUUAAGCUUUUCGAAGACAAUAUCUCAUUGUUUUUAUUUUUUUUUAAGUACUUGUUUUAUUUGUAGAUAAUAUAAAUAAUCAAAAUAAAAAGUAUGCCUAUAUAUUAUAUGUACUAAACAUACUAACAAUAAUUUCGAUUCAAAUGUCUCUGAAAAUAAAAUUGUCCAACUGAUGUUAA